AUGAAAAUCUCUAAUUUUAUUAUAUUUUUAAAGAAUAAAUCAUUUAGUCCAUGUGCUACAGAGAAGUCAGGGUGUAAUGACUCUUCAAUUGUCGUUAAUGAAUUGUCUGGAUCAUCUAAAGUCGUCGAUUUGAGUGUUACUACCGUAUCCCUUCCAAGCGCGACAUUUAACGUCAUUUUACGUGUUAUCGCCUGGCCAUACACUUUUCUCUCUAUGGUUCAAAAUUUCUAA
Messenger RNA from Heterobilharzia americana, 231 nucleotides. NCBI's taxonomy places the organism in Eukaryota, Metazoa, Platyhelminthes, Trematoda, Strigeidida, Schistosomatidae. The record is from the annotation of a GenBank genome assembly.